CUUUCUAUUUAAAUACAAUAGCGAUUCUAUUUCAAUUGGUUGUUUCAAUCGGGGUAAGAAAUAUUCUCAACAUCUCAACACAAUGUAUCUAGGAAUUCUAGGCGAGUAAAAGUUGCCAGUACUGAAAGCUAAAUUCACGAGCGUUACGCUUGUUUGUUACAAUUACUGGCGGCAAAGUUACCGAUUUACCGAUUCGAUUGUUUCUUUUUCCAUAAAACAGAAAUUACGACACUUUAAAGAUCUUAAAGGUACAUGUGCAGUUUUGUUGUAGAAAUGAGAAACAAUAAAAUUCUGCUAGUGGGGGGAGCAGUUCUUGCGUCGGAAGUUCUUUGGUAUAUCUACAAAAGAGUUCAUAACGUGUGGAGUAAUUAUGUAAAUACGCGCAAAGUGCUGGAAGUACAGAUACCUAAAUCGAAACAUGACAUUUCUGAGGUCAUGUUUUUUACCAAUGAAUCUACUCUUUGUCGAACACACUUCACUACCAAGAUGACCUGUCCUAAAAACAAUUGUCCGGUUCGAUAUUUGAGACAUAUAGAAAGCUAUAUGAAUCAUGCAAAACAAAGUUUGGACGUUUGUAUGUACAUGUUCACUUGCCAUUCGUUGUCAAAUGCAAUUGUGAACGCUCAUAAACGAGGUGUACUUAUUCGAAUAAUACUGGAUCGGCAAAUGGGCUCUAACGAUGCCGCACAAACGGCGUUAUUCUAUAAUAAUGGAAUCGCGAUUAGAUUAAUAUGUCAGGAUGGUCUGAUGCAUCAUAAGUUCAUGAUCGUGGACAACGAUUUAGUAAUCACUGGUAGCACAAACUGGACCAUGUCUGCAUUUUUUGGAAACUUUGACCACAUUAUAGUGACUAACCAGCAUUCGUUGGUAAAGCCAUUCGUCGUUGAAUUUGACAGGUUGUGGAAGGCAUUUUCAAAGACGCAAGAAAGUUAGGAAAACUUGAUUCAGCCCUCGUCCGAUGACACUUUAUAAUCUACCUCUGAUCAUCGAAUUGAGACCAUACGUAGAAAUUUCACUUGUUCAGCUAUAAGAAGUUACAGAUAGCCGUAGAUGAUUAUAUAUUAACGAAUUAAUUGAAUUUAUUACUGUACCAUGUCGAAGAAUAUCCGCGUAUAUCCACGGCCAGAUAUCCACUCCCGAUUUGAAUACCAUUGAAAAUGUUUGGAGCCUGAUCAAAUCAGCUAUAUGCUCAUCUUUAAAAACAGCUGAUUUGAAAACGAAAAUUCGGUAUGUUUAUAAAAGUAGCGAGGACAUAAAGGCAGCGUAUGACGAGAGAACAGAAAGAAAAAAAAUCACGUUACUCGCGUCUCUAGGUAAAAAGGUGAGAAGUAUUGAAAAUUUGGUAAUGAUCCUAAUGAUCAAAUGAAAGAAUGAUUAGCGUGGUAUUUAUAUAUGGUAGACUUAUAUGGAAUUUUAUCGAACGACGAUAAGAAAUAUAAUUGAAUCGAAUAUACUGCUCCUUAAUCGCGUUUUUGCUAUCUCGUGUUAAUUUUGGACGUACGUAGGUAAACAUGUUCCUACACGAGAUAAAUACAUUCGCACGUUGUAAGAGAAGCAUGUAACUUGGGAAAGCAAACGAUUCAGAAUAAACGUGCGACGCGCGGAAAUAGCAACGCGUAGGCCCAAAAUAUCCAUUGUAUCCAGAUACGAUAAAAGCCGAAUGCACGUUGGCGCAGUUUGACGUUUGCUAAUCUGCUUUUUCCUGGACUGCGUCUACGUCAAUAGUUAAGAACGGAUCGUUAUUCAGGGAAAUGUAUGGUUCUCUAACUUGAACGUUGCUUGUUCUGCUUGCGCGAACAAUUUCCGAAAUAUCACAGCCAACGAUUCCGCGAAUCGUUCGCUUCUCUCUCGAAUCGCGUAAUAAAUUUUCCGAUUCCACUUUA
Messenger RNA from Bombus terrestris (buff-tailed bumblebee), 1883 nucleotides. RefSeq names its product mitochondrial cardiolipin hydrolase (gene zuc). The record is from RefSeq and is a predicted model, not a curated record. Gene Ontology annotation, biological process: piRNA processing. The transcript is spliced from 5 exons. Bases 253 to 933 code for a protein of 226 amino acids. Gene Ontology annotation, molecular function: RNA endonuclease activity producing 5'-phosphomonoesters, hydrolytic mechanism. NCBI's taxonomy places the organism in Eukaryota, Metazoa, Arthropoda, Insecta, Hymenoptera, Apidae. Gene Ontology annotation, cellular component: mitochondrion.